This is a messenger RNA of Nothoprocta perdicaria, 2180 nucleotides long. RefSeq names its product tubulin tyrosine ligase like 6 (gene TTLL6). The transcript is spliced from 11 exons. Gene Ontology annotation, biological process: protein polyglutamylation; microtubule cytoskeleton organization. Bases 137 to 1771 code for a protein of 544 amino acids. Gene Ontology annotation, molecular function: tubulin binding; tubulin-glutamic acid ligase activity. NCBI's taxonomy places the organism in Eukaryota, Metazoa, Chordata, Aves, Tinamiformes, Tinamidae. The record is from RefSeq and is a predicted model, not a curated record. Gene Ontology annotation, cellular component: cilium.
CGCGUCCAUCAAUCUGACCAGCUGCAAGUACGAGAGCGUGCGGCGCGCUGCGCAGAACUGCGGCCUCAAAGAAGUGGGUGAAGAUGAGGAGUGGACAAUAUACUGGACUGACUAUUCCGUCUCUCUGGAGCGUGUCAUGGAGAUGAAACGGUUUCAGAAAAUCAACCAUUUUCCAGGCAUGACCGAGAUCUGCCGCAAGGACUUGCUGGCUCGCAAUCUUAACCGCAUGCUCAAACUCUUCCCCAAGGAAUACAAUAUUUUUCCCCGUACUUGGUGCCUGCCAGCUGACUACGGGGAUUUCCAGACCUAUACUCGUGUGAGGAAAAACAGAACAUUCAUCUGCAAGCCCGACAGCGGCUGCCAGGGGAGAGGUAUCUUCAUAACACGUAACGCCAAGGAUAUCAAGCAUGGAGAGCAUAUGAUUUGUCAGCAAUAUAUCUCUAAGCCUUUCCUUAUUGAUGGCUUUAAGUUUGACAUGCGUAUCUAUGUGCUGGUCACCUCCUGUGACCCGCUGAAGAUUUUUGUCUACAAGGAAGGGCUAGCCCGGUUUGCUACCAUGAGGUACAUCGAGCCCAGCAGCAGCAACCUGGAUGAUAUCUGCAUGCAUUUGACCAAUUACUCUAUCAAUAAACAUAACGAAAACUUCGUCCGGGAUGACACAGUGGGCAGUAAGAGGAAACUGUCCACUGUGAAUGCCUGGAUGAUGGAUAACAGCUACAACACAAAGAAACUCUGGGAAGAUAUUGAAGAUAUUGUUAUAAAGACCCUUAUUUCAGCUCACCCUGUUGUGAAGCACAAUUACCAAAGCUGCUUUCCUAACCACACUACUGGCUGUGCCUGCUUUGAGAUACUGGGUUUUGAUAUUUUGCUGGAUAGAAAGUUGAAACCAUGGCUGUUAGAGGUCAAUCACUCUCCCAGCUUCACCACGGACUCGCACCUGGACCGAGAAGUGAAGGAUGCUCUUCUCUUUGAUACCAUCAACCUGAUAAAYGUGCAUGCCUGUGACAAAAGGAAGGUGCUGGAGGAAGACAAGCAGCGGGUGAAGGAGCGGCUCCUUCAGGCCCCUCACACUGGCCGUGCGUCCAGGCGCGAGGAGCUGGAGAGCAGCCAGGCCGCGUGGCUGGCGCAGGCGGAGCGCUACGAGGACUCCCACCUGGGAGGCUUCCGGCGCGUGUACCCGGCACGCGGAACCGACAAGUACGAGCCGUUUUUCAAGCAGAGUGGCUCCCUCUUCCAGGAGACAGCAGCCUCCAAGGCACGAGAGCAGUGUGCCAGGCAGCAACUGGAGGAAAUUCGCUUGAAGAAGGAAGAGUUGGAAGUUCUUACUGGGAAGAAGAAGAAAGAGAGAAAAGAAGCCCUGCAAGGAGAAUCRGCUGGGGACAAAUCCCAGAGCCGUAACAAAACCGGAGCUCCCACCACCCAGCUCACCUACAGAAGCACCAGGGUGUGGGACAGAAAGAUGCAACAAAUGCAGUAUGACUCUAUGCUGCCCCAGGAUAUUGUGGAAAAGGAGGAGCAGAAAAGAGUGAAGGCUCUUGUGCAGCGUGAGAAGCUCAUCCGAAGCCUCGGCAUCGUAGAUCAGCUCUCCUGGCUGAUCCCCACAGCUCACAGAUCAGCAAACAGCUCCUGCGCUGUUGUCGCCCAGAGCCAGGUAACCGAAGGCUGCCCAGACCYGUCCUGUAAGGAGACAGGAUCCAUCCACAGGAGACAGACGCUCAGGGGGGAGCAAGAGGAAGGCGCCCUGAUCGCUGAGCACCUUUGGUGGGGCUGAGUUAAGUGAGGUGCAGCGAGGACUCUGGGUCCUUGGGGCUUUGUGUAGUUAGAUUUUCUUCUCGUUACCAACGGGCACCCCAGGCCAGUCGCCUGUGAGAGCCCUGAGCAGCCUCCCCCAGACCGUCCCCAUGGCCACCCCGAAGGGCAGUGCAGGGCCACGCUUUUCUUUAACAAUGUGGUCUUCUGGGCACAGCUGUCGCCAGCACGCAGCUCCCUGCUUCUGCUGGGCAGUAACGUGACUCGCUCAAGUGCUAGUUAGCUGGCUAGUGCCAUUUCAGCACUUCAGUUAAAUAAAGUGAAUUCCUGGGUAGGCUUCUAGCAGCUACGAGUACUAACGUACUAGGAGCUUGGUAAAGGAGCACAGAACAACGAGGGGCUGAAGGGAAGUGGAGGGAGGAUAAAUAUAU